Colletotrichum aenigma is the source of this 270-nucleotide messenger RNA. RefSeq lists its product as uncharacterized. The record is from RefSeq and is a predicted model, not a curated record. The transcript has 2 exons. NCBI's taxonomy places the organism in Eukaryota, Fungi, Ascomycota, Sordariomycetes, Glomerellales, Glomerellaceae. The coding region runs from base 1 to 270 and encodes 89 amino acids.
AUGGGUUUCGCAUUCACUUUUCUUACUUUCUUUAUGGCUGUGGCAGUGGCUGCUGCUCCCCAUCAUGGCGACCUUGUCGCACGCGACUGCCGUACCUUUACCAAAGAUAACCGAGUCGCGGUCCUCACUUGCAAUAUCCCAACAAGCUAUGCUACACCUUCCUGUGGAACUGGCCAAACUGCAAGCGUUCAAGCCUACACACAACUCGUCACCAAGCCUGGCGACAACGACACUACCUGCAGGAUCACGUACCAAUGCUGCACCAAGUAA